This is a messenger RNA of Rangifer tarandus platyrhynchus (Svalbard reindeer), 381 nucleotides long. The record is from the annotation of a GenBank genome assembly. NCBI's taxonomy places the organism in Eukaryota, Metazoa, Chordata, Mammalia, Artiodactyla, Cervidae.
AUGAGAUGUAAAUGCCUCCCCUCGCACACCUCCCCCAUCAGUUCCCGAGGAUGGGCUUCUAAGGCCUGGCAAAUGCUUCCCGGCAGCCAAAUAGAAGUCAUUACCAGAAGCACCGCAGCUAAACAGAGGGAAAUGUUUAGGUGGCAGUUGGCAGUCAGAACGGUCCUAAAUGACUCUGGAGCCAUUCGAGUCGAAAGGAUCGCGAAGUGUCGGCUUACUCGGCACACAGACCAGCAGCUUCGCCACGAGGCAGCAGGCUCUGGCUCCACGCACUGGGUUCGCUGCCACAUGCAAUUCACUCAAGACAGCGGAGUCGGGGCGCCCCAGGGGGACUUGGCCCACAGAAGGCCCUCGGCUCAGCCGUCCCGGGCAGAUAACUAA